Molecule: messenger RNA, 1464 nt
Organism: Sclerotinia borealis F-4128
Lineage: Eukaryota; Fungi; Ascomycota; Leotiomycetes; Helotiales; Sclerotiniaceae
Source: the annotation of a GenBank genome assembly
AUGCUUGACGAGAAUCUCCCCACCUUCUUCUUUAGAGUGUCGGCCGAUACCCCUCUCUCAACUCCCAUCUUCCUACGACAAGAUGGCUCUGACUUACAACCUGAAUACUUAUUCCGACGACCCGAUUCCAAUCUGCCAGCCUCGAAAAACUGCUAUGCAGUAGCUCUUUACGACUCUUAUAAUCCUGAAGUCCUGUAUGCAGAAGUAUUGGUCCAACCCGAAUGGACCCAGCCUACUCUCUCUCAAGCCGAAGUUCGUGCUCAAAAUGGCAUCCCUUCUCCACCAGUACCUAUUGUCCCAAAUAGUUUUACAAUACAAUUAUACAAUCCUGAUCAACAGGUAUUAGUGAAGCAGAUAUCGGGUUCAUGGAACAGUUCAGCGUAUUGGGAAUUUGAGAUGCCUCAAAUCAGUUUCCGGGCUCCUUCUGCCUCGGCGCUUGAUAGAAGUCAGAGUGAUCCCGCAGCGUCAGAUUUCACACCUAAGGUUGCGUUUAAGUGGAAGAAAGAUGGGAAAUUUUCCAAGGACUUGUCAUGUUUCCUGGCUGGACAAACUACCGAAGGUAGAAGAAGUAAGGAGCCAGAUAUACCAAUUGCCAUGUUCAAAGGGGGCAAAGAUCUCACCGUCUACCAACCCAAUAUGCAUCGAGUCGAUGUCGAAGAUUUCAAGGGUUUAGAAGUAGUACUUUUAUUAUCAGCUCCAGUAAUCAAGGAUAUAUUCUUUAAUGCCAGCCGCGAAAUGUUCAAUAUAAGUUCACCAAAUACCACUCCAGGCCCGUCCCGAAAACGCAAUAAUAGCGGCCCCGUCAUUCGCGAAAACGGUCGGCCAGCCAUCUCCCCCAUAAUGUCCGGAGGCAUCAUGCCCAGUCUCCCAUCCCGCCGCACCUCUCACCCCCUCCCAACUGGACCCUCUCCAGCCCCAACAGUAAACCCCCGCACCCAAUGGGAAAUUGAUGCCGAAACCGCGCGUCUAAAAGCCUUGGUGGAAGCCGAGGAAAGAGAACGCCAACGUCUUGAAUUAUUAGAGGAGACACAUAUCAAGAAAAUGCUCGAACAGGAAGAAAUGGACCACAGGAGAAGAAACGCGGAAAUCGCAAAGGAGACGGAACGGCUGAGGAAACAAUAUGGCGUGACGCCUGUUGAUGGGGGUUUGGCGGGUGGCCAAAGAGUACAAUUUGCACCGCAACAGGCGCCGCAGAGGCCCACGAUCCAGACUCCUUAUAAUAGUGCACCAGCGCCAGCUCGGAGACCGGUGAGUACGGGUCCGUUUAAUUAUUCGAUGACGAAUAUGACGAAUGGAUGGCUAGGGGGCUCUUCUUCUUCUUCGUCGCAGCCGAGACCAUCGCAACCGCAACAAAAUCAACAGGGUAAUAGUCCGUAUUUGCAAGCGCCGGGUAAUGGGACGGCGAGCUCGAGUGGGUUUUUUGGGGGGAAGAAAAUGCAGAAGAAGAAGAGUGUUUUCUUUUAG